This is a messenger RNA of Benincasa hispida (wax gourd), 1465 nucleotides long. It is a transcript of the gene TBL39, whose product is annotated as TRICHOME BIREFRINGENCE-LIKE 39. The record is from RefSeq and is a predicted model, not a curated record. Gene Ontology annotation, cellular component: Golgi apparatus. NCBI's taxonomy places the organism in Eukaryota, Viridiplantae, Streptophyta, Magnoliopsida, Cucurbitales, Cucurbitaceae. Gene Ontology annotation, molecular function: O-acetyltransferase activity.
AAGAUUUCCCACAACCCCUUCACUCCUUUUACUCCAAAAAGGAAAUAAUAAAAGAAAAAAAGAAAAAAAAAUUUAAAAAUAAAAGCCUGCAAUAGAGUGCAGGGGAUCAGAACCCAAUGAAAGAAAUGGGUUUCUUAUUUGCAGCUGCCUUAGUAGUUCUCUCCAUUUUUUCCCUCUUCCUCCACCAAACAAAUGCCCAAAUUUCCAACAAUACCCUUACCUCCGUCGCCGGAAACCUCGCCGGAAAAUGCAACCUCUACCAGGGGAAAUGGGUAUUGGACUCUUCUUACCCUCUUUACGACUCUUCCACUUGCCCCUUUGUAGAUCCACAGUUCAAUUGCCAAAAGUAUGGCCGUCCCGACAAGUCGUACCUCAAGUAUCGGUGGCAGCCCUUCGGGUGUGGGAUUCCCAGGUUUAAUGGGUUGAAUUUUUUGGAGAAAUGGAGAGGGAAGAAGAUAAUGUUUGUGGGAGAUUCAUUGAGCUUGAACCAGUGGGAAUCAUUGGCUUGUAUGAUUCAUGCAUCGGUUCCUAAUUCAAAGACCACAUUUGUUAGAAGAGAUGCUCUUUCUUCUGUUACUUUUCAGGAUUACGGAGUGGAGCUGUGGCUGUACAGAACGCCGUACCUAGUGGACAUGGUGAACGAGAAGAUCGGCACAGUUCUAAAACUUGACUCUAUAAAGAGCGGCAACGCUUGGCGAGGAAUGGACAUGCUCAUCUUCAACACUUGGCAUUGGUGGACUCACACCGGAAGUUCUCAGCCGUGGGAUUACAUUCAAGAUGGAAACAGAGUAAUGAAGGACAUGAAUCGUUACGUAGCCUAUUACAAAGGCCUCACCACAUGGGCUAGAUGGGUUAAUCUCAACGUCGAUCCUUCCAAAACCACCGUCUUCUUCCUUGGAAUCUCCCCCACCCAUUACAUUGGCAGAGACUGGAGCCAGCCCACGAAAUCCUGCUCCGGCGAAACAGAGCCUUACUUCGGAGGAAGGUAUCCGGCGGGAACGCCGAUGGCUUGGGUGGUCGUCAAUAAGGUUCUGAGUAGAAUCAAGAAGCCGGUGGUGUUUCUGGAUGUGACCACUCUGUCUCAGUACCGGAAGGACGGUCAUCCGUCGGGGUACAGUGGCGAUCACCCCGGCACCGAUUGUAGCCAUUGGUGCCUUCCUGGGUUGCCGGAUACGUGGAAUGAGCUGUUGUAUGCGCAUCUCUUUGCCUGAGAGUUUCUCUAACCGAUUCACAGAUUUCUGUUUGUUUUCUCUUUUCUAAUGAGUAGGGAAGAAGAAGAAGAAGAAUGAAGAAAGAAUAAGGAUUAGAAAUUAAUUUGGUGUUGAUUAAUUUAAUUUGUAAUUGUAAAUUGAAUUGUUGUUUGUUGUAAUUUGUAAGGGUAUAGCUCAAGAUUGGGUUUGAGUUUUAAGAAUGAAUUGGAUUUGAGGAUUUACAUAAACACCAUUAUUUCAACUUCAAAUUUAAA